AUGGGUAAAAUAAAGCGUGUGGUUGGGUUAACAAUAAAUGAAAAACUCCAAAUUAUUACGGCUGUUAAUGAUAAAAUUGAUAAAAAGGUUCUAUGCACUAAAUACAGUUGUGACAGAUCAACAAUAAAUCGCAUAGUUAAAAACCAAGCCGAAAUUCAAAAGUCUGCCUCAUCGUCCCAGUUAAAGCGUAAGCGCCAACAAAAAGGUGCACACGAUUUGGUAGAGGAGGCAUUGUAUAAAUGGUUUCAACAACAAGAAUCAAUAAGCGUAAUACUGGAUCGGCAUGUAAUUUUGGCGAAGGCAAAGGAGUUUUGCGUAAAGUUUGGUGACGCCUUUAAGCCUGAUGCAAAUUUUUUAUGGCGCUGGCGUAAGCGGCACAAUAUUAAACAUGGUAAAAUUCAUGCCGAAACUGCAUCAAAUGAUUCCGUAGCAGCAACUGAAUAUGUUCGUGACGUAUUACCCGGCAUAAUUAAAGACUACGAUCCAACCAAUAUUUUUAACGCAGACGAAACUGGCUUAUUUUAUAAAGCCAUGCCUAAUGCGACCUUCUAUACCAGUGGAACGCAGUUAACUGGGCAAAAAUCUCAGAAGGUGAGGCUUACACUAUUGUUUAUAUGCAAUGCAGUCGGGACUUACAAAAAGGCCUUUGUAAUAGGCAGAUCAAAAGCACCACGUUGCUUUAAGAACGCCCAUGUGCCACUGCCAUAUUAUGCUAACAAAAAAGCAUGGAUGACUAGUGAGCUCUGGAAAGAAAUAGUCCACGAACUAGAUGCAGAUAUGAAGAAGCAAAAACGGAAGAUUUUGUUGUUUAUUGAUAAUGCCACAAGCCACAAUAUUUUAGAAGGGUGUGAAAACAUUAAAUGCAGCUUUUUACCACCAAAUACAACGGCUUCAGCUCAAUCACUAGAUCAAGGCAUUAUAUACUGCUUCAAAUUGGAGUAUAGACGCAUAUUGGUAAAACAACAGCUAAUUGCCGUAAAUUCUGGAAUAUCAACAACUGAAUUUUUAAAAACAAUUUCAUUGUUGGACGUUCUACAUUUUGUAAACGAUGGGUGGAAGAACGUAACGCAAUUAACUAUUCGCAAUUGUUUUAAAAAGGCUGGAUUUAAUCUGUACCUCAAUGGCGAAGGAACUACUGAUGACAACGAGGAAGAGUCCGAUGAGAUAGAAUAUGGACAACGUAUUGAUUGGAAUGAAUAUGCAGCAAUAGAUAAAGAUAUAUGUACCUUGUCAUGCAAUGGAGAGCUUGUCAGUGAUGACGAUGCCGACGAUGAACCCGAACGCAAUACUCUGAAUAAAGAUUUUUUCGCCAUUAAGGUGCUGAAGCGUAUUUGCAUUCAAAAUAAUUGCGAAGAAUUUUUGCCAAACCUUACAUCUUUGGAGGAUAUAUUUUUUAAUUUAUCUAUAAAAGCGGCUCCAGUGCAAACAAAAAUUACAACUUUCUUUAAAAAGAACUAA
Messenger RNA from Teleopsis dalmanni, 1458 nucleotides. Its product is annotated as tigger transposable element-derived protein 6-like. Gene Ontology annotation, cellular component: nucleus. The transcript has 3 exons. The record is from RefSeq and is a predicted model, not a curated record. Bases 1 to 1458 code for a protein of 485 amino acids. Lineage: Eukaryota; Metazoa; Arthropoda; Insecta; Diptera; Diopsidae. Gene Ontology annotation, molecular function: DNA binding.